Aphidius gifuensis is the source of this 690-nucleotide messenger RNA. RefSeq lists its product as uncharacterized. The record is from RefSeq and is a predicted model, not a curated record. Lineage: Eukaryota; Metazoa; Arthropoda; Insecta; Hymenoptera; Braconidae. Bases 1 to 690 code for a protein of 229 amino acids. The transcript is spliced from 2 exons.
AUGAAAAAGAUAAAGAUUAUACAAGAAAAUUUAACUACAAGUGAUGUAGAUGAACUACAAGUAACACUUGAAAACGUCACAGCACGCUAUAGUUUAUUUGGAGAUAUACAAGAUCAACUAGAAGAACUUGAUGAAGAGAAAGAAGCCCCCGAAAGGGAGCCAAUCGAGAAAAAUUAUUCUACUGUUGUUGCUCAAACACGGAAAAUAAUCCGCAAACUUCAAGGCAAUAUGAAUAAUACAAGUGAUACAAAUAGUGAAAGUGGUAGUUAUCGUGCAAAUAAUAAUUUUUAUCCGACAAAUAUACCAAUACCGUCAAUACAAAUACCAAAAUUUGAUGGUACACCAGAGAAAUGGGCAGCAUUUUUUAGUGUUUUUAAAAAUACAAUUGAUGUCAAUCAAUCUCUGCCAAAGGCACUCAAACUUUAUCAUUUAACAAGUGUCCUUACUGACAAGGCUUGGUCACUUAUUGGUCAUCUAGAAAUAAAUGAUGCCAAUUAUGACCAUGCAUUAUCUAUUUUAGUAGAUAAAUACGAGCAUACUCGUCGAUUGGCUCGCCGACAUUGGUCAAAAUUAAAAGAUUAUCCUCAUCUUAAAAAGGAUACUCCAGCAGCAAUCGGAUUACAUGUUGUAUUGCGUUUCUUUGAAAGUAAUAAAAAAGCUAUUGAACAGAGAUUUUUAAGAUGUUUUUGA